Messenger RNA from Aspergillus ruber CBS 135680, 1506 nucleotides. Its product is annotated as aldehyde dehydrogenase ALDH. The transcript has 3 exons. NCBI's taxonomy places the organism in Eukaryota, Fungi, Ascomycota, Eurotiomycetes, Eurotiales, Aspergillaceae. Gene Ontology annotation, molecular function: oxidoreductase activity, acting on the aldehyde or oxo group of donors, NAD or NADP as acceptor. The record is from RefSeq and is a predicted model, not a curated record. Bases 1 to 1506 code for a protein of 501 amino acids.
AUGUCGUCCGUCGAAAUCACAACUCCAAACGGCCACAGCUACCAACAACCCACGGGCCUGUUCAUCAACAAUGAAUUUGUUCCAGCUUCUGGAGGAACAAUUGUCUCGCUUGAUCCAGCAACCGACGCACCAAUUGCGACUGUUUACGCCGCCGGCGUUGACGACGUAGGCCAAGCCGUCAAAGCAGCGCGUGCAGCCCUAAUCCACCCAUCAUGGAAGCAACUCCCCGCGACAGAUCGCGGCCGGUUAAUGGCAAAGCUGGCGGAUUUGAUUGAGGAGAAGCAAGAGCUUUUUGCGUCGAUUGAUGCGUGGGAUAAUGGAAAGCCAUACCAUGUCGCAUUGAGCGAUGAUCUCCCAGAGGCCAUCAUGACGAUCCGCUACUACAGCGGCUGGGCGGAUAAGACCUUCGGGCAGACUAUCAAUACAACCCCGGAGAAGCUCGCAUAUACCCUGCGCCAGCCAAUUGGUGUCGUCGGGCAGAUUAUCCCCUGGAACUAUCCCCUGUCUAUGGCGACGUGGAAGCUUGGUCCUGCUUUGGCUUGCGGAAAUACAGUUGUGAUCAAAGCUGCUGAGCAGACACCGCUGAGCAUCUUGCUGCUGGGUACCCUUAUCAAAGAGGCAGGCUUCCCGCCAGGCGUGGUCAACAUCAUCAACGGCUACGGAAAGGAAGCCGGUUCAGCAUUAGUGCAGCAUCCCGACGUCGAUAAAGUGGCAUUCACAGGAUCUACCGGGACCGCGCAGCAAAUAAUGAAAAUGGCCUCCGGGACACUGAAGAAUAUCACCCUUGAGACUGGUGGAAAGUCACCAUUACUCAUCUUCCCCGAUGCAGACCUAGACCAGGCUGUUAAAUGGUCGCAUAUGGGCAUCAUGUCGAACCAGGGCCAGAUAUGCACAGCGACAUCGCGACUGUUUGUCCACCGUGAUAUCUUCGAUACGUUCCUAACCCAAUUCCAAGAGCAAGUCCAAUCGACCUCCAAAAUUGGCGACCAGUGGGAUGAAUCGACAUACCAGGGACCGCAGGUCACUCGUGCGCAGUAUGAGCGUAUUCUAUCGUACAUUGAACGCGCACGCUCCGACGGCGCAACAAUUCUCUCCGGCGGAAGCGCGCACAAACCCGACAACCCAAAAUAUGCAAACGGCUACUUCGUGCAGCCCACAGUUAUCACAGACACAACCGACGACAUGGCUAUCUACCGCGAAGAAGUCUUUGGCCCGGUGGUUGUUGUCGUGCCAUUCUCAGAUGAGGAGGAUGCCGUGCGGCGCGCAAAUGAUACAAGCUAUGGCCUUGGAGCGUCUGUGUUCACAAAGGAUUUGGAGAGAGCACACAGGGUGGCGGGUGCUAUUGAAGCAGGUAUGGUGUGGGUGAAUAGUAGCCAGGAUUGUGAUCCGAGGAUACCGUUUGGGGGUGUUAAGCAGAGCGGUAUUGGGAGGGAGUUGGGAGAGGCGGGAUUGGAUGCUUACUCGCAGGUUAAGGCCGUUCAUGUCAAUAUGGGAAGUCGGCUGUAG